This is a messenger RNA of Chilo suppressalis (striped riceborer), 2559 nucleotides long. The record is from the annotation of a GenBank genome assembly. NCBI's taxonomy places the organism in Eukaryota, Metazoa, Arthropoda, Insecta, Lepidoptera, Crambidae.
CAAUUAUGGCUACUCCCCUCCUAGCCGCGUCGGCUGUGUUGCUCUAUGCAGUCAGCAUACGACCAACACGACACUGGCAGCGCAAAUUCGAAAUUGGAAUAUAUUAAUAAAUAGUAUGGUACUCUUUGCUCAGUACACUUUUUUGUUUUCCAACUGUCUAUUCACAACAAGUGGUAUCUGAAAGUGUGGGCGAACAAUCGUAAUAUUUUCUCACUUUUUUUUAAUAAUUUCCUGAAGUUAGUAAAUUUUCACAGCCAUUUCCGUGUACAAACACAAUGCCAAGGUGUUUUUAUAACUCUGUGCGACAAAUAAAACAUAAUUUCAUACACGAAACAGGUAUAUUUUCCAAAGAGAUGGAACCAAAACCACCUCGCGUCUUCAAAACCAACUUGAAACGUCAGAAGGUCCUCUUGAAAACGAACGAGACAUUGUACCACGACAAAGUGCCAAUCUCAACCAGAUUCUACUUACAACUGCUGAAGAGGAGCCAAUUUUUGGAGCAUUUCGUGACAACGGAGACAUACGAAUACGCUGCGGAGAGCGAGCGAGCUGUGACGUCACCGGAGUUGAGAAAACAUAGUAACGCGAAAAAAGGAAUAGACAAAACGAACUAUAAUUUAAGGUCUAGUGAAGGAAAAUUGGAACGCAAAAUUUGUAAGAAAAUAAAUGAAAAAGCUUUGACUAAAAAACGGAAAAAUGUUACUGGUCGGAAAGAACCCCUAGCGCCAAUUAUAGAGGAAAUAAAAAGUCGUGAGCCGUUAAAAUGUAAUCUCAACAAGGGUGGUUCAGAGAUACACAAAAUAGCUGAGAAAUUAAAGAACAUGGUCAAAGUUAACGAACAAACUGUGCUCGACAAAGAGUUGUUGACUUGCAAAGAGUCUUUUGAUUACGAAAAUUUUGAGAUUGAUGUCAAGAAGAAAGAAGAUGGUCAUGAAAAUUCAGAAGGAGGAGAAUUUCCCAAUGAGAGCACAGAGAGACGUAUAACUCGCCCUUGCCACACUUGCUUGCACUGCGGCAAGACUUUCGACCGGCCCUGGGUGUUGAAGGGCCAUUUGCGCUUGCACACCGGAGAGAGGCCAUUCCCCUGCCCACAUCCGCUGUGCGGCAGGACGUUUGCUGACCGGUCUAACCUCCGCGCUCACCAGCGUACCCGGGAGCAUCACUCGUGGCAGUGGCGCUGCUCAGAGUGCGGCAAGGCGUUCAGCCAGCGGCGAUACCUUGAGCGACAUCGAGCCGAUGCCUGCAGGAAAUACAAGAUGCACACACGCAACACCAAAAGCGUUGAAGCACACAGCAAACCGUCGAAUACUGCAAGAGACCUGACCCACCCGGUGCCUCUAUACGGUAUGAUCCGAUCCCACGCUGACCAGAAACCUAACCCUGAGGAGUGCAAUGGCGGAGAUUAUCUUCAAGAAGGUCCUAUUGAUCUGUCAGUAGGCAAGAGAUGUGAAGAUGAAUGAAUAAGUUUAAGUUUAACUGAGUUUGUGACUAAUAUAUUUUACGAUUUGAAGUAUAAUGAGAUGUUUCUUUUGCGGUUUUCUCAAUACCUUCAUUCGUACCUGGUUAAAGGCAGAAAUCAAUAUAUCUUUAUUCAAAUUGGAUGUAUAGUACAACACUUUUGAAUCGUCCAAACAUUUUUUUCCCUACCACUCGUUAUUGGACAUAUUUUUUAGCUGCGGAGAAAAACGAGCGAAAAGCUCCACAACAUUAAAAGCAUAAUGUAACAACAUUUACAAAUUAUUAUGUUGUUACAACGUCAAUACAAUCAUGAUUUAUUUAAUAUAGAAAACCUGUAUGCAUGUUUUAUCUAGGAAAAAAUGUUGAUAAAAAAUCUCAAUCAACAAAUCUGCUAAUGAGCAAAGGUUUUAAGUUUUAGAGAAGUUUUCUAAUUCUAAUUUAUUUAGUUUAUACCGGGGCAGAUGUUUGUGUGAUGAAUACGAGCAUUUGUACUCCAGUCAUGUAUGUUUGAUAUGUGUUUCUAUAUAAAUAUACUUAUAUAUGUAUCAGUAUAUGUAUUCUAUCCGUUACCCUAGUAUCCCAUAACACAAGCCUUACAGUGCUUACUUUGGGGAUAGGCUAAUUGGUGUGAGUGUUGGAAAUAUUUAUUUAUUAUUAGCGGCCGCCCGCGACUUCGUACGCGUGGAGUUAAAGUAGGUUUAUUUCUAAAGAUACAUUAUUAGUACAUCUCUACACUUAACAGAAUAACAACAUUCAAAUAUACGUAAUCAGAUUACACGUUGUUACAGAAUGCGUUGAAGAAAUAAAGGUUCACUGCUCGUUCCCCGUAGGCGAUAGCGUGAUAAUAUGUAGCCUGUAUGUUGACCCGACUUCUUAAUAAUAUUCGUGCCAAAGGAGAUUGCGCAAAUUGGCCCAAAUGUACAAAAAAUAUUGACAUACACGGUAAUUCUUGGCGUAAUUUAUAAUUUAAUUUACAGUCCUUAGAUUUCAACGGACACCUUUGUAUAAUAUAUUUACUUUAAAAAGGACUUUUAAUUUUACCGGUUUGGAAAACAUACGAAUCAUUUUUAAUGGCUAUGGGUGUAGUAACAUUCAGCCAAA